UACGCCUCUCCAACCCUUUUUACAAGCACUUUACAUUUUACCAGAGACGCUCUCGAAAGCUUGCAGCAUGGCUCCUCUUUUCCCGAAGAACCCGGCCGAUGUGAUGGUCAUUCGCAAUGUGACUUCCAAUGUAAUCACUAUGAGCUUGCCGUUUGCGCGGUUCGGUCACUUGAAGUUCGGAGGCCGCGGUACCUUGGUCAAGAUGGCUUCCGGCUCUGUGGCCGUGUUCUCUCCGGUCAGUCUGACCCAAGAGGUUCGCGACACGGUCAACAGUCUCGGAGGCAGCGUCAAGUACAUCGCCGCUCUGGAUCUCGAGCACCAUAUCCACCUGACUGCGUGGAAAGAGGCCUAUCCAGAUGCCGAGAUCAUCGCUCCCGAGGGACUCUGGGAGAAGCGCCAAUCCAACCCCAGGACCAAAGACACCACCCCCUUCCGUCAUGUCUUCCGCAAGGAACUGGUCGGAACGCAGAAGAUCUCGGAGGAGUUCGAUGCAGAGUUCGAAACCGAAUAUGUCCACGCCCACCAGUCGCGAGAGCUGGUGUUCUUCCACAAGCCCUCCCGCACCCUCAUCGAGGCCGACUUGCUCUUCAAUCUCCCCGCGCGCGAACAGUACUCGAAGACCGGGGAGAGCGCCACGUCGGGCCUCUUGACGAAGAUCAUCAGUCCACUCUUGAACGCGAAUGCGCCUGCCACCUGGCAGAAGAGAUUUGUCUGGUAUGCGCUGUCCAGCUCGGAUCGUAAGGGCUUUACGGAGUCGAUCCAGAGAAUCGAUAAGUGGGACUUCAACCGCUUGAUCCCGUGUCAUGGAGAUGUGAUCGAGAGUGGUGCCAAGGGAGUUUUCCGCACGGUCAUGGAGUGGUUUUUGGAGGAUCGGAAACGGACUUGAUGACGACAAAAAAAGAGCCGAGUUUCAUGCGACUUUUACUAUCGAUUAUUAAUCCCUUCGGCUGCGGAUGUUCUUUAUGUUCUGUGUUGGUUGCAAACGAUAUCCAAUUGUUGUAUAAUCAUAGUGCGGAGCCGCUUUGCGAUCUGUUAUUUAACGUUACUGCUGGCUAGCGCGUGUACUGUAAUUGUUUUCUUGAAUAUAGGCAGGUUCAAUAGUCUAAUAGGCCAAUUUCCAAAAAAUCAGCCGGAGCCGAUAAUUGGUGAAUUGGUUGUCAUUGUUCUCGAUUCGCGGGAAGUUCGAGCGGUGGGAGCUUUAUUGACCGACGAUCUGCGAUAGUUUAUUCUGGAGCCAUGGUCGGCUCAAGGCACUUAGGAUAAAGAGGACAAUGGUGAUUCUUCAGGUAGGGAACACUUAACAGCAGGUUUUAAGAAGUUACACCAAUUUGCAGAUGCGAAUCGGGGCUGCCACGAAUUAUACCAUGACG
Messenger RNA from Aspergillus fijiensis CBS 313.89, 1370 nucleotides. RefSeq lists its product as uncharacterized. Bases 68 to 886 code for a protein of 272 amino acids. The record is from RefSeq and is a predicted model, not a curated record. NCBI's taxonomy places the organism in Eukaryota, Fungi, Ascomycota, Eurotiomycetes, Eurotiales, Aspergillaceae. The transcript is spliced from 2 exons.